Molecule: messenger RNA, 1900 nt
Organism: Alexandromys fortis (reed vole)
Lineage: Eukaryota; Metazoa; Chordata; Mammalia; Rodentia; Cricetidae
Product: translation initiation factor IF-2-like
Exons: 5
Coding region: 1-1080 (359 amino acids)
Source: RefSeq, a predicted model, not a curated record
AUGGUGUUCAGCCAGCCUCCGCCAAAGAGCACACCGAGGCAGCAGCGGCGACCGAGGCCUGCGGUGCAUAAAGCACUGCACCAAGACGGCGGAGAGCCCUGGGGUCUGGCCGGCCUCCUCGCCCACAGCCUGGCACCCCGAGGCCUCUCCGCAAGCAUCCCACCUCCUUCCUACCCGAUACCGGCCGCAGGCCUCGGAGGCCGCCAACUCGCCUCCACCGCCCCCGUCAUUCUCCGUUCUCCAAGCCCCGACCCACCAUCCUCGCCCCGCUUCCUCGCGUCCCCCAGCCCCGCGCUCCCGCGGCCUGCACCCGCCGCUUCCCGGGCCGCCCCCGGCUGGCCCGCCGCUCCCGCGGGCCGAGCGUUUACCGCGGGCUGGCGCCGAGGCGCGCGGUCACCGACUGCAGGCGGCUGCGGCUCCGACCUUCCCACGGGCCCGGCAAGGAGGGCGAGGGGGAGGGGAGAGAACUUUUGCUGUGGCAGCUCCGGCGACAGCUCCCACCCCUGCGCCUUUCUCCUCUUCCUCCCCCUCCUCCUCCUCCUCUUCCUCCUUCUCUUCCUCCUCCCAGAGCAGUCGAGAGGCAGACAUGGCGCGGCUAGAGCGCCGCCGCGGUCGCCGCCGCUGCCGGCGCGGUGCAUUGUGGGAAGCCCCGCACACAGGAAGCGCUCCGGGCCGCCCGCCCUCGCCUGGCACGGAGAUCUGGCUGCGAGACCCAGCGUGGCUCUGAUUCCGGCGCCUGCGUGUCAGUCGCGCAGCGUGGCCGGGGAAGCUGGCUCCGCAUCGCGCUUACCCCUGAUGGGCCUUGAAGGAAGACGCUUUGAAAUAGAUCGGAGCCGAGAAAGCUCCUGGGAGAAGCGUGCACCCCUUGAGGCUGGGUGCGUAGCUGGCGCCCCGAGAAAGGACCCAGACUUGGCUCCUGUCAUCCACUGCAUUACUGCAGCGACUUCCUCUUGUGGCCUCCAAGAGCACCUGCGCACACAGCAGGUGCCACACACUCUCCGCAUUAAUAAAACUAACAAAGAAGCAAGGACCAGCAGGAGGGCUCCGCAGGUGGGGGUACAUGCCACUUUGAAUGGAUGAACAUCAGAGAACAACUUGCUGGAGUCUGUUCUAGGGAUUGAACGUGGACCACAGUGCCCUUGCCCACUGAAACAGCACAGCCCUGAUCCUGUCCUUUCCCACCCGGCAGCAAUAUCUGAGAGACCCAGUCACUCCCAUCCUCGCUGGCAUUCUCCAGUGAAUGGUGUUGGAAUGAGUAUUAGUUCCGUUCUUCUCCUUUAAAAACAAGUUUCUCAACACUCUCCCGACCCCUGCUUUCCUCAAUGAGCUUAGGAAAGUACACGGAUCCUUUGCUGAAAGAUUUCACUACAGACAACCCUCACUGGAAAGUUAGGAAGCCUCUUAAAACAUUAAACUUUGUGUCUUUUUAACUUUUUUUUUUUUUUUGAGUCUGUGUGUGUAUGAUGGGAGGAGUUUGUGCCAUGUCACUCUUGUGACUGUCAGAUGGCAACUCUGGAGUCGAUUCUCCCUUUGCACCUUCAUGCGGAUUCCAGAUGGACUCCGGUCAGCAAGCCUGCACAGCAUGCGCCUGUGCCAGCUGAGCCAUCGUUCUAGCCCUUUCGCUGGGAUCUGUUAGUUCAGGAGCCACGCAGGUAGCAAGCCCCAUGUGCAGCAAGUCAAGCCGGUGAGGCGAACUGAAUGAGGAGGUGUGGAAACAGUUGAUAGUCAAAGGGACGGAAGAGGCAGAACACUCCAACUGGUCCAGAGGUCACAGCCGCUGGCCACAGUACCAGCCGGCAGUUUCCAGGUUAGGAACAUGAAGAUGAGGAAAUAAGAGAAAUUGGGAAUUGGAAUUGAGGGUUGAUUAGUAACUUUGUUUGUCUUUUUCUACAGCUUGGCU